AUGGCUGCUGCGCGGACCGGCAAGCAGAACGUGGGUCGGCUGGUGCGUGCUGCCGUCUGCGGCAUUUGCCUGGGGCUCCUGGCAUGGAGAGGCGACCUGGGGUUCAGCCUCAAGAGGCAGCAUAAGGCGGUGCCGGAGGAGGUCUUGGCUCCUCCACCAGAAACGCCCAAACCUACAGUGCCCAGAGAGGCCAUCGCCGCCUUGGCAGGACUCUUCAUCCUGGCAACUCUGUGGUUCCUUGCCGAGCGCCGCAAGCGGCUGCGCCGGCCGUACACGCUGCCGGACCUCACCCGCAAAGCUGGUUUGGUCGCGGAUGCAGAGGCGGAGUUCCGGCGGAUCGUCUCCUUCCUCCAGGACGAGCUGCUGAUCCCCAUCGACUCGCGCCUGCCAGGGCGCCCCUUCGAGUAUGACAUGCACUCCUUCCCCUUCACUCCCAUGGUCCUGGUGAUUGGCAACCACUCCUCCGGCAAGUCCACCUUCAUCAACCGCCUGCUGGGCAAAGAGGUCCAGGAUACAGGGGUUGCGCCCACCGACGACGGCUUCACCAUCUUAGAGAGACGAACCGCCACGGACACCGAGGAUGGUCCUACGGUUCUGGGCUGUCCGGAGAAUCGGCCCUACGCCGAGCUGCAGCGCUUCGGGAUGAUCUUCGCGGGAGUCCUGCGGAGGAGAAACGGCUAA
This is a messenger RNA of Effrenium voratum, 681 nucleotides long. Lineage: Eukaryota; Dinophyceae; Suessiales; Symbiodiniaceae. The record is from the annotation of a GenBank genome assembly.